This is a messenger RNA of Ipomoea triloba (trilobed morning glory), 672 nucleotides long. Its product is annotated as putative germin-like protein subfamily 1 member 9. Lineage: Eukaryota; Viridiplantae; Streptophyta; Magnoliopsida; Solanales; Convolvulaceae. Gene Ontology annotation, molecular function: manganese ion binding. The transcript is spliced from 2 exons. The record is from RefSeq and is a predicted model, not a curated record. Gene Ontology annotation, cellular component: cell wall. Bases 1 to 672 code for a protein of 223 amino acids.
AUGGCCUUUCACUUGACAUUAACCUUAGCCAUUAUUGCUUUAGUUUCUUCAUUUGCUCAUGCCUAUGAUCCAAGCCCUCUUCAAGACUUCUGUGUUGCGGCAAAUGACCCCAAAGCCACUAUUUUUAUUAAUGGAAGAGUUUGCAAAGACCCAAAGCUUGUAACUCCAGAAGAUUUCUUCACAACAGGUCUUAAUACUUCCACAUUACCCGCGGCGUUCCCGGGCUCAACAUUUAGUUCGGCUAGUAUUAACAAUAUACCUGCAUUAAAUACACUCGGUCUCACUUUGGUUCGCAAUGACUAUGUGGUUGGUUCCGUUGUUCCACCCCACAUUCACCCUCGAGCAUCUGAGCUUGCCAUCGUUUUGGAAGGUACUUUCUACUUCGGAUUUGUAACCGCUGAUCCAAGCGAUCCGACAAAAAAUCGAGUCCAUGCAAAAACGUACAACGUUGGAGAUGUUUUUGUUACCCCUCAAGGACUUAUUCACUUUGGGGCUAACAUUGGAUCUGGAAAUGGAAGUACUUAUGCGGUUUUCAAUAGCCAAAGUCCUGGGUUUAAUUUUGUAUCGGAUCAGCUUUUUAGAUCUGACCCACUCAUCUUAGAUGAUGUGUUGGCUAAAUCUUUUCGUGUGGAUGAGAAAGUGAUAAAGCAAAUUAGAGCACAAUUCUCUUAG